This is a messenger RNA of Carlito syrichta (Philippine tarsier), 4097 nucleotides long. It is a transcript of the gene TMEM131, whose product is annotated as transmembrane protein 131. The record is from RefSeq and is a predicted model, not a curated record. The transcript has 29 exons. The annotation marks the transcript as partial. Gene Ontology annotation, cellular component: membrane. Lineage: Eukaryota; Metazoa; Chordata; Mammalia; Primates; Tarsiidae.
UUUUACAGGCCAGUUGGAAUGCCAAAAAUGGAAAAAGUCUACUUACAUAAUCCUAGUUCCGAAGAAACUAUUACUCUAAUAUCAAUAUCUGCUACAACAUCACAUUUUCAUGCAUCAUUUUUUCAAAACAGGAAAAUUCUUCCAGGAGGAAAUACAUCAUUUGAUGUAGUUUUUCUUGCAAGAGUAGUAGGAAAUGUAGAAAAUACUUUAUUUAUUAACACAUCGAAUCAUGGGGUAUUUACUUACCAGGUGUUUGGUGUUGGAGUCCCAAAUCCAUAUCGAUUGAGGCCAUUCCUUGGGGCCAGAGUCCCUGUGAAUAGCAGUUUCUCUCCUAUAAUAAACAUACACAAUCCUCACAGUGAACCUUUACAGGUUGUAGAAAUGUACUCUAGUGGAGGAGAUCUUCACCUAGAACUUCCAACGGGUCAACAAGGAGGUACCAGAAAACUGUGGGAAAUUCCUCCUUAUGAAACCAAGGGAGUGAUGAGAGCCAGUUUUUCAUCUAGAGAAGCAGAUAAUCACACAGCCUUCAUAAGAAUCAAGACUAACGCUUCAGAUAGCACAGAGUUUAUCAUUCUUCCUGUUGAGGUUGAAGUCACAACAGCUCCCGGAAUUUAUUCUUCAACUGAAAUGUUAGAUUUCGGUACACUACGAACACAAGAUCUACCAAAAGUUUUAAAUCUUCAUUUAUUAAAUUCAGGAACAAAAGAUGUACCAAUAACAAGUGUUCGGCCUACACCACAAAAUGAUGCUAUAACGAUACACUUUAAACCAAUUACAUUAAAAGCGUCAGAAAGUAAAUACACCAAGGUUGCAAGUAUUAGUUUUGAUGCAUCAAAGGCAAAAAAGCCGUCUCAGUUUUCUGGGAAAAUAACUGUUAAAGCAAAGGAAAAGACUUAUUCUAAACUUGAAAUACCAUAUCAAGCAGAAGUUUUAGAUGGUUAUUUGGGAUUUGAUCACGCUGCAACAUUAUUUCACAUCCGAGACAGUCCUGCUGAUCCUGUGGAAAGGCCAAUUUACCUUACUAACACUUUCAGUUUUGCGACCCUCAUUCACGAUGUGCUGCUACCAGAAGAAGCCAAAACAAUGUUUAAAGUCCACAACUUCAGCAAACCAGUCUUAAUUCUUCCUAAUGAAUCAGGGUACAUUUUUACCCUGUUUUUUAUGCCUUCCACAUCAUCCAUACACAUAGAUAACAACAUUUUACUCAUUACCAAUGCUUCUAAAUUUCAUUUACCUGUGCGAGUAUAUACAGGCUUUUUAGAUUACUUUGUGCUGCCCCCCAAAAUAGAAGAACGUUUCAUAGAUUUUGGAGUUCUGAGUGCUACAGAAGCGAGUAAUAUUUUAUUUGCAAUUAUAAACAGCAAUCCAAUUGAGUUGGCUGUAAAAAGUUGGCAUAUCAUAGGAGAUGGUUUAUCAAUAGAACUUGUAGCUAUGGAAAAAGGUAAUAGAACUACAAUGAUUUCAAGCCUUCCAGAGUUCGAAAAAUCCUCUUUAUCAGACCAAUCAUCAGUAAUAUUAGCUUCAGGCUAUUUUGCAGUGUUCAGAGUUAAACUUACUGCAAAAAAACUAGAAGGGAUUCAUGAUGGAGCCAUACAGAUCACAACAGACUAUGAGAUCCUAACAAUUCCUGUGAAGGCUGUGAUCGCCGUGGGUUCAUUGACCUGCUUUCCUAAGCAUAUGGUUCUUCCACCUUCCUUUCCAGGGAAAAUAGUUCAUCAAAGUUUAAAUAUUAUGAAUUCCUUCUCACAGAAGGUAAAGAUACAACAAAUACGAUCUUUGUCAGAAGAUGUGCGAUUUUAUUAUAAAAGAUUACGAGGUAAUAAGGAAGACCUGGAGCCAGGAAAAAAAUCAAAGAUUGCAAAUAUUUAUUUUGAUCCUGGACUGCAGUGUGGGGAUCAUUGCUAUGUUGGCUUGCCUUUUCUAUCCAAAUCUGAACCCAAAGUGCAGCCUGGUGUAGCCAUGCAGGAAGAUAUAUGGGAUGCUGACUGGGAGUUGCAUCAAAGCCUGUUCAAAGGAUGGAUGGGAAUAAAGGAAAAUUCGGGUCAUAAAUUGAGUGCUGUAUUUGAAGUAAAUACAGAUCUUCAAAAAAGUAUAAUGUCAAAAAUCACUGCCGAGCUCUCCUGGCCUUCCAUACUUAGCUCACCCCGGCACUUGAAAUUUCCGCUUACGAAUACAAAUUGUUCUUCAGAAGAAGAGAUUACUUUAGAAAAUCCUGCAGAUGUUCCUGUCUAUAUUCAGUUUAUUCCUCUGGCUUUAUAUUCCAACCCUUCAGUCUUUGUAGAUAAGUUAGUAUCAAGGUUUAACUUGAGUAAGGUGGCAAAGAUAGAUUUAAGAACACUAGAAUUCCAAGUCUACAGAAACAGUGCUCAUCCACUACAGAGUUCUACAGGAUUUAUAGAGGGCCUCUCUCGACAUUUAAUUUUAAACCUAAUUUUAAAACCUGGAGAAAAGAAAUCUGUCAAAGUAAAGUUUACUCCAGUUCACAACAGAACUGUUUCUUCACUAAUCAUAGUCAGAAAUAACCUGACUGUGAUGGAUGCUGUGAUGGUCCAAGGACAAGGAACAACUGAGAACUUAAGAGUGGCAGGCAAGCUUCCAGGUCCAGGAAGUUCCUUACGCUUUAAAAUCACAGAAGCAUUGUUAAAAGAUUGUACAGAUAGUUUAAAACUAAGGGAACCAAAUUUCACACUGAAAAGAACAUUUAAAAUAGAAAAUACAGGACAACUUCAAAUCCAUAUAGAAACCAUUGAAAUCAGUGGAUACUCAUGUGAGGGUUAUGGCUUUAAAGUUGUUAAUUGUCAAGCAUUCACAUUAAGUGCCAAUGCCUCUAGAGACAUAAUUAUAUUGUUUACUCCUGAUUUUACAGCUUCUAGAGUUAUUCGAGAACUGAAGUUUGUAACAGCCAGUGGCUCUGAAUUUGUAUUUAUAUUGAAUGCAUCCCUUCCAUACCAUAUGUUAGCAACCUGUGCAGAAGCCCUGCCCAGACCCAACUGGGAACUGGCUCUGUACAUCAUCAUCUCAGGAAUAAUGAGUGCACUGUUUCUUUUGGUUAUUGGAACAGCCUAUUUGGAAGCUCAAGGAAUAUGGGAGCCAUUUCGAAGGCGACUAUCCUUUGAGGCCUCGAAUCCACCCUUUGAUGUGGGAAGGCCAUUUGAUCUCAGGAGAAUCGUUGGUAUUUCGUCUGAAGGAAACUUGAACACACUCAGCUGUGACCCCAGUCACAGUAGGGGGUUCUGUGGAGCAGGCGGCUCCUCAUCCCGACCCAGUGCCGGGAGUCAUAAGCAGUGUGGCCCAUCAGUCCACCCGCACAGCAAUCACAGCAAUAGAAACUCAGCUGACGUGGAAAACGUCAGAGCCAAAAACAGUUCCAGUACUUCUAGCAGGACUUCUACACAAGCAGCUUCUUCACAGUCUGCUAGCAAAACAAGCCCCUUUGUCUUAGAUUCAAACUCAGUGACCCAGGGUCAUGCAGCGGGCAGGAAGUCCAAAGGGGCAAAACAGAACCAGCACAGCAGCCAGCACCAUGCCCACAGCCCUCUGGAGCAGCACUUGCAACCUCCACCACCACCAUCAGUGCCUCAGCACCGGGAGCCACCGCCCGAAAGGCUGUCUCCCGCCCCCCUCACUCACCCUUCAGAUGCAGAACGUGCCAGCAGCACAAGGCACAGCUCAGAGGACUCAGACAUCACCAGUCUCAUAGAAGCCAUGGACAAAGACUUCGACCACCAUGACUCCCCACCCCUAGAAGUGUUUACAGAGCAACCUCCAUCGCCACUGUCAAAAAGCAAAGGGAAAGGAAAACCUCUUCAACGCAAGGUGAAACCACCUAAGAAACAAGAGGAAAAGGAAAAGAAGGGAAAGGGAAAGCCACAGGAAGACGAGCUGAAAGACUCUUUGGCUGACGAUGACAGCUCCUCCACCACCACAGAGACCUCCAAUCCUGACACAGAACCACUCCUCAAGGAGGAUACAGAAAAGCAAAAGGGAAAACAAGCCAUGCCUGAAAAACAUGAAAAUGAAAUGUCUCAAGUGAAGCAAAAAAACAAAAAACUCUUAAAUGUUAAGAAAGAAAUCCCAGCAGAUGUGAAACCCAG